AUGCAGGUUUUGAGAGUCUAUGUUCCUAGUUACGAGAGCAAUGGGCGAAUGUGGCCGCACAUCCACACGAGGGUCAUUGCGGCUCUAAUGAUUUACCAGGCCACCAUGAUUGGUGUCAUCAUACUGAAACUUUUCUUCUAUUCGGCUAUCCUUUUCCCGCUCAUCCCAAUAAGUUUAAUCUUCGCCUACACUUGCCACACACGCUUCUAUCCUGCAUUUGCCAAAACCCCUCUUGAGGUGGCAAGCCAGGAGCUCAAAGAGACACCGAACAUGGGUGCCAUCUACAGUGCAUACAUCCCUCUUUGCCUGAAGCCUGAAAAGCUCGAAGAUGUGGACGUAUUCGAAGAUGCUCAAUCGCGCACUACCUCGAGAGCACCAUCCUUUUAA
This is a messenger RNA of Triticum turgidum subsp. durum (durum wheat), 387 nucleotides long. Lineage: Eukaryota; Viridiplantae; Streptophyta; Magnoliopsida; Poales; Poaceae. The record is from the annotation of a GenBank genome assembly.